GUUUAUAUCUAAGGAGGGAUGGUUUUUUGGAUACAAAGAAUUGCAGUGCAUUUGUCAGUGGAUGCCCGCAACACCACUACCUCAGCAGUACUCUAUACCAGUUUUCAAGCUGUUUGAAAAUUAACAAAGAAAAAAGGUGCUACUUGGCAGAACCUGAUUGUCUUCUCAACUCAAGUAUGAAUGACAAUAUGGCACAUGACUCUAGCAUUACAACGGGGCACUCUAACUAUAGCACCGCUAUAGAAAACACAACGAAGGGGCAAUCUAACGAUAGCACCGUUAUAAUAGAAGCCUUUAACAGAACCUCCUCGGGAUGGAUUACUGCUGUUGUGUGUGUUGUUAUCUAUUGCCUGGUUCUUUUCAUCGUUGUCAUCUUUAUCAGAAGACGUAAACCAACACGUGGACAUACUGACCAUGCCAUACGGUAUAGUCAGGUCAAACAAGACGAUUCAGAAGGAUGGCCUAGUACUGUCAAACAGUACAGAAACAAGUUAAUGCUUAGUCAGAAGAUGGCAGACAGAGAUAUGAUCUGGCGAAAGAACGGUGACAGGAUCUGCGAAAGUAGAGACAAAUACGUGGUGGAUUGUGGGGACUUAUUUAUCUUGAACUUGACGAAGGAAGAUGAAGGGGUGUAUCAGGGAUUUGAAGAAACACAUAAUCUUAAAACAAAACCCAUAAAACUUGAGAUUCAUUACUUGACACUUUUUAGACGGACUGUUGUCACUGGUAUCUUUCGUCAAGACUCAAUAUUUAACACUAUAUGCUACACUGAUUGCAUAUGGGACUCUAAGAUUCAGGAAAAUUCUCCCUGUGAAAUUCUCAUCACGCAAAAUGCCAUCAUGGGAGAAGAACCAUCACAACAGAUUCGCUCUAUAUUUACAACUUUUGACGGAGACCAGAAAUUAGUAUUUCAUGCAGCUGUCCUUCUGAGCACAAAUUGUUCGUUGAUUUGGAAUAUACAGGAGAUAAAUGAAGCAUGCAAUGUUUUUAUGAAAAAUCCAUCGACAGUAAGAGCCAACCAGAAUAUAGCAUAUCCAUGGAUUGAUCGUACAGUGGAAGAAUGGCGGACAGCAGCAGCUCAGUGGAAUGAUAGUCUGGUCUUUUCACCAGAGGACGUGAUAUUUGUUAAUGAUGACGUAGAGUGGGAGACACUUUCCGUGAUGUUUCAAAAUUCUCUAGCACCGCGUGAGCUGCUCAAUCAUAUCUUUGAAAAGAAACUAACGAAAGUCCUAUUAAAAUACUUUCGAUUAGCCGGAUACCAACGACAAGAAAAUGAAACAUGCGUGUUCUUACCGACUAAAUUUCAUGAAAGAUUUUUGGAAUGUAUUGUGAGUGAUUAUUUCAGUAAUUGCCACACAGAGUCCAUGGAAGACGUGACAAAAAUAAAAGCAUCCUUUGACCUGCGUUCAACUACUCAUCUGGGUUACAUUUUUUCCUAUUUUCUCCACACUGGCGUUCUGUCGGAAAAAUUUGUAGACAAAUACUUUUGCACUUUUGGGUACGAAAUGGAAAAAGAUGAAAGAUGUAUUUGUCUCCCUUCUGAACUGACUGAGAGGUUGAUAGAAGUACUCGGCAUGAAAAUCAUACUACACAAAACUAUCAAGGAUGACAGCAGUCAUUCACUGAUUAGCGAGAAAUUGCAAAUUCCAGAAGAAAUUUUACAGUGGGGAUACGAAGCCCGGACACGGUUUUUAGAAAACUUAAAACGUGGAAGUUCUCCGAUGUAUCGUGCCAGAUGUUUGAUAGUCGGCUGUGCUGGGGCUGGAAAAACUACAGUCCUCCAUAACCUUAGAAGAAACAGCAGGGUAGCAAGAACUGACACAGAGGGAACCAUAGGAAUGGAAGUUUAUGAGGAUGUGUUUGAUAUAGGAGAAAUUGGGGAACACAGCACUCUGUUGGAUUCUAACAGAUCUUCCAAAGAUAUAUGCAAAUGGAAAAAAGGAUGCUGGAAAAACGAGAUAGAAACCGAAGGCACAAUAAGCGUUAUGGACUUUGCAGGACAGAUGGCCUAUUAUGCAUGUCACCAAAUCUAUCUGUCACGGAGAGCAAUGUAUCUACUUGUAAUAGACAUGGCUAAGGACAUUCAGUCAGAAGUUGGGUCGAAUGAAAGGCACAAUGUCAAAGAUUCAUUGUUUGAGUAUUGGACUUUUUAUGAUUAUUAUACAUUUUGGUUACAAUCCAUCCUGACGUACUGUGGCCAUUCGAGAGAAAACAGCAAAAGCGUAGAGACGCCCGUGAUAGUUAUAGCUACGCACAAAGAUUGCAUAGAGCAUGGGGCUGAUGAUUUCCCAAUGAGACUUAGAGAGGACAUGCCUAAAAACCUACAUAAAGUGUUCAAUCAUAGGUUACAUCGAUAUCAUGAGGUGGGGCUUCCACCAAGGAGGAAAUCAAAGGAACAGCUCACUGAAAUUGAAGAGAUUAGAUGUCGCAUAGCAGAAACAGCAAAAUUACUUCCACAUUGGGGAGAGAGAGUACCUAUUAAGUGGUCUGACUUUGAGAUGAUUUUACGCCAGAAGAAGGAACAAAAAAUCUUAUCUUGGGAUGAAAUCAAGAACUCCAGAGGUUUGGAUUUCUUUGUGCGAGAAGAUGAGUUGAAAGAUAUGUUGCGAUUUUAUCACGAGAUUGGAAUGAUCCUAUUUUUCCCAGAUGAACACCUCAGAGAUGUCAUAAUUAUUGACAUACAGUGGUUUGUUGAUGCUUUCAAGCAUAUAAUCACUGACAAAAAGCAAAACGCAAGAGCCUUCAUUCUUGGAGAAGAAUGGCACGAAUUCUAUGAAAAUGGCAUUAUAACGGAAUCACUCAUACUAGCAGUUUGGAAGGAGAAAGUCGAUAGAAUUUCGUAUUCAUUGUAUGAAAAGCACAAGAAUAAGAUAAUGCUGUUCAUGGAAAAACUAGGAAUACUUGCCAAGAUAGAUGCUGAUCAUUAUUACAUCCCUAGUAUGAACAAAAGGGACCUCGAUGUUCCAACCUUAACAAGGGACUGGGAGAAAACAUCAAUAUUGUCAUUUUACUUCCUGACAUUUUUACCCCAUUUCUUCUUCUACCGAUUGGUGGUGGCUUGCUUUAGCAUAUGGAAGCCAAUUCAAGACAAAAUGACCAAAAACGCAUCUUUAUUCACUGCAAAUGAAGCUGCAGGAAACUACAUCAUUGCAGUUGCUGUAAAUAAGACAUCUAUACAGCUUCAAAUAUAUAACAAGAGUAAUUCAGUCCUUGACACAGAAAAGAUCAUACAGAUUCGAACCCAGAUCCACAACAUGAUUGAUAAAAUAACAACAAGUUUCCACAGAGGGGUGGAAUAUGAAAUCGGAUUCCACUGCCAAUGCAAAUCAGUCGUCAUAACCGAAGAUGACGAGAACUACUUCAUCCGUGAAGAUAAGCUGAUGAACAUUAGAGACGAACAUACCCCGUGCCCUCUAUCGGGGAACAGGCACAACAAGACGCUGACAAAGGGGGAGUCAUUACGUUUCUGGAAAUGAAGGAAAGACAGGACUCACAGAUUUGAUACAUUGUCUUGAAAACUCAUUCAGUUAUAUCUUAUUGACCUCGAGAAGCACCAUACAGACAUUUGGAUCUAAUAAAAUGGUAGCUGAUAUCUGCAGAGAAAAAAUGAUGCAUAAUAAUUGUCGUCAUCAUGACAUAGGAUUUCAACUGCUCAAGAAAAAGUUUCAUUUU
This is a messenger RNA of Ostrea edulis (European flat oyster), 3672 nucleotides long. RefSeq lists its product as uncharacterized. The transcript has 11 exons. Lineage: Eukaryota; Metazoa; Mollusca; Bivalvia; Ostreida; Ostreidae. The coding region runs from base 177 to 3476 and encodes 1099 amino acids. The record is from RefSeq and is a predicted model, not a curated record.